GAAGAGUUAACCACGCAAUUUUCAUAUUUGCAUAAUUGGCAAUAAGUGUCAGAUUUGCUUGAAACUGAAGGAUUUGGCGGUCUGUUUUGGUAAAAUAUUUGUUAAAACAUUCAUAAAUAGCGGUUUCGAUGAGCAUAAAAUUGUGAUAAAAUUAAUUUAAUGAACAAUGAAGGCACAGCGUACUCAAGAAGUGUAAAAAUGUUACGGAAACCUCCGAUACGCAUCUCGUGAUGCUUCCACCUCUUUCGUUCACCUAUUUCAUUUUGGCGCUUUUUCUUCACCAAUCACAAGGCACCAUCUACACUGUUUACUUUUCAUUGGCUAAUUUUAGACACCAUUACUGUUCUCGUAUUGGUGAAUUAUAAGUCAUUGUGAGCAUCCAACAAUUUUUGAGAUAAUCGGAAGAACAAGAACUUAACGGAAAUUUGUGCAAGGAAUUUCAAAGUUUUUUAGUAAUAUUUUUGUUUGUCGUCGAUAUACUACAUUCAGUGAAAAUGGGAGACGAAAACAGAAUCCGCUCUUUCAAGAAUAAAGGCAAAGACUCUGAGGAGAUGCGUCGCAGACGUGCAGGUCAAACUAUAGAACUUAGGAAAGCCAAAAAGGAAGAUCAGUUACUGAAACGGAGGAACAUAUCAUUGCAAGAAGAAGGCUCAACCCCACUACAAGAAAAUAACACUUCGCCUACUAGCAUGACAGCAGAAGACAUUUUGUGGGGAAUGAUGAAUCCUGACGAGAAUCUACAAUUUAAAGCAACUCAGGCCUGCCGUAAAAUUUUAAGUCGCGAGAGGAAUCCGCCUAUUGACCACAUGAUUCGCUUGGGGGUGGUCCCACGUUGUGUCGAAUUUUUAGGGAAAACUGACUGUCCAUCUCUGCAAUUUGAGGCCUGCUGGGCGCUGACCAACAUAGCUUCAGGAACCUCCGAGCAAACGGCCGCCGUAGUCCAAGAAGGAGCUUUACCCAGACUACAACAACUCCUGUCGUCGUCACGGACCGACGUGGUGGAACAAGCGAUCUGGGCAAUCGGCAACAUCGCAGGCGACGGCCCAGAGAAUCGCGACUUGGUGCUAAACUACGGGAUUUUACCGAACCUCUUGAACCUAAUCAAACCGACCACACCGCUAUCGUUGAUGCGAAACAUCUGCUGGGUGUUGUCAAAUCUCUGCCGCAACAAAAAUCCCUACCCCAAUUUCGACCUAGUGAAACCAGCGUUGCCGUAUUUGGCGAAGUUGUUAUGUAGCGAAGACAAAGACGUGUUAGCCGACACAUGUUGGGCCUUAAGCUAUAUGACGGAUGGCAGCAACGAGAAAAUCCAAGCCGUUUUGGAUACGGGAUUGAUCGAUCGUUUAGUUAUGCUUCUGUACAGCGAAGAGAGCACGGUUCUCACGCCAGCGUUGAGGGCUGUGGGCAACAUCGUCACGGGAAAUGACCUUCAGACUGACAUGGUGAUCAACGCGGGAGCACUGGACUGCAUGAUCCGCCUUCUCCAAUACAGUAAGCUAAAUAUUGUCAAGGAGGCCGCUUGGACCGUUUCGAAUGUCACCGCCGGCAACAGCGAACAGAUUCAGAAAGUACUGGAUGCUGGAAUCAUGCCAUUCCUUCUUAACGUCUUGCAGACAGGUGACUUCAAAUCUCAGAAAGAGGCCGCAUGGGCUGUCACUAAUUUCACGAGUGGUGGUACUGCGGCCCAGUUGGGUCAGUUGGUAGAAAUGGGAGCCUUGAAGCCCAUGUGUAAUCUAUUAAAUUCAAAAGACAGCAAGACCAUUAUUGUUGUUCUGGAAGGUCUAAAUAAUAUUCUAGGGGCCGCUGCUAAGGUUGACCAGGCGGAAAAAGUGGCCGUUAUGAUUGAGGAAUGUGGUGGUUUGGAUGGUAUUGAGGCUUUGCAGUCACAUGAUAACGAAAAGGUUUACGAACGGGCGUUGCACAUCAUUGAGAAUUAUUUCGCUGAGGGUGAAGAGGAAGCAGUGACUGCUAGUGUUACUAAUGGACAAAUUCAAUUUAAUACUCCAAGCAUGACUGACCAGACACCAUUUUCUUUCUGAAGCUUCCAGAAAUUCCAAGUUUAUAAUGAUCUGUCAUUCCUUACUAUUGAUAAUUUAUCUUUUUGUAUUUUUAUAGCAUAUUUUGCGUAAUUUAAGUUUCAAUGAUCAAAAUUUAUUACCCAGUUUACAUUUUGGCAAUAAAAGUAAUACACAAAAA
Molecule: messenger RNA, 2196 nt
Organism: Zophobas morio
Lineage: Eukaryota; Metazoa; Arthropoda; Insecta; Coleoptera; Tenebrionidae
Gene: Pen
Product: Pendulin
Exons: 8
Coding region: 495-2039 (514 amino acids)
Biological process (GO): NLS-bearing protein import into nucleus
Cellular component (GO): nucleus; cytoplasm
Molecular function (GO): protein binding; nuclear import signal receptor activity
Source: RefSeq, a predicted model, not a curated record